AUGGCUCCCGCUGCUGCUCACACCGCAGACGGCAUCGCGCCUCCAAUUGACCUCAAGUCAAUCCCUCCGUUUUGGAAGAGAAGAAAUGGCAUUCUGCUCUACUUCCUUCUCACGUCGUCGCUCUUCACGAGUGCCGCUCUUGGCAUCGACGGGUCCAUGACCAACGGCAUGCAGGUUCUGCCCACUUGGCAAGAACGGUUUGGCCAUCCAACGGGCUCAAAGCUUGGAUUCUUUGGCGCCUCCAACGCUAUUGGUGGUGUGAUUCCGUUCCUGACGCUGAGCUGGCUGGGCGACAAGUUUGGUCGUCGUGUGCCGACUGCCCUGGGCUCGCUCGUCAUUAUUAUCGGAGUUCUGAUUGAGUUCUUUGCAACUUCGCUAAAUAUGUACAUUGGUGGCAAGAUGGUCCUUGGUUUUGGAAGCGGCUUGGUCCAGAUGACUGCCGCCGUCUUGGUCACCGAACUGAGCCAUCCCAAGGAGCGAGUCCAAGUCACCACUUUCUAUAACACUUCCAUUGUAUUGGGAUAUGUUAUCGGCGCUUGGGCGACAUAUGGCUGUUUCCGGAUCCCCAACCAGUGGUCUUGGAGGCUGCCUACUCUUGUUCAAAUCGUCCCGUCUGCCUACCAGCUCGCAUUGAUCUUCUUCUCCCCCGAAUCGCCUCGAUGGCUCGUCGCAAUGGGCAAGAAGGAAGAAGCAAAGGCAAUCUUGGUCAAAUACCACGGCGAGUGUGACCCGCACUCGCCCGUCGUCGCCUUCGAGUUUGCCGAAAUUCAAGAAGUCAUUUCACGCGAGGCCGAGCAAAACAUCACAUGGAAACAGUUCUUCUCAUCUGCCCCCAACCUGAAGCGAAUUGGUCUCUGCUUUGCCACUGCCGUCUUUAGUCAGAGCUCGGGCAAUCUGCUCGUGUCCAACUACCUGACGCAGAUUCUGAAAGACACCGGCGUCAGUGCCGACAAGGAUAUUACGCUUGUCAACGGCAUGGUCACGCUCUGGCAAUACAUUGUCGCUCUGACAGUCACGGCCAUCAUUGACAAAUUCAAGCGACGAACAUUCUUCCUCGUUGGCUCUGGCGGCGUCGUUGUCACGUUCAUUGCUUGGACCAUUGCCGCGCAGCAGUACCUCGAGAAGGAUUCCCUGGCUGCAGGUCGCGUUGUUCUGGCCUGUAUUUUCAUAUUCCAGGCCUUUUACACGUUUGCAUGGACAAAUUUGGUCGUUACGUAUCCUCUUGAGGUUGUCACGUACCAGAUGAGAGCCAAAACUUGGGCCUUUGUCCUGCUGACUAUCCAAGUUGCGUCCAUCUUUGGCGGUUACGUGAACCCGAUUGGUUUGGAGAAUAUCGGCUGGAAGUUCUACAUCUACUACUGCGUCUGGGUGACCAUUAUCUUCAUCAUUGUCUAUUUCUUCUUCGUUGAAACUGCGGGACCAACGCUUGAGGAACUCACGUAUUUGUUUGAAGGUGAGGAUGCAAAGAUGCACAUGAUGCAGGCGUCCAAGGGGAUAGAAGACUCUGCUGUGCACUCGGAAGAGAAGGUCGAGCAGAAGUCGGUGUAA
Messenger RNA from Pochonia chlamydosporia 170, 1548 nucleotides. Its product is annotated as MFS hexose transporter. The transcript is spliced from 2 exons. Gene Ontology annotation, biological process: transmembrane transport; carbohydrate transport. Lineage: Eukaryota; Fungi; Ascomycota; Sordariomycetes; Hypocreales; Clavicipitaceae. Gene Ontology annotation, molecular function: carbohydrate:proton symporter activity. The record is from RefSeq and is a predicted model, not a curated record. The coding region runs from base 1 to 1548 and encodes 515 amino acids. Gene Ontology annotation, cellular component: membrane.